ACAUUCAGAGGUAUAAUGUUCCAUGAAAAAUACAGCACAAGAACACAUUAUCAGCUAUUAACGUGUUAAAAUACAUAUUGCAGUGUUUCCUUCAAUGUUAAAAAGCUAGUUCAAUACAUUUAGCAAUGAGAGCUUGGCUUCUAUGAUAAAUAAGUGUUUUAUGGUUAAUCGUGUCACUUAACAUCUGAUCCGGUUCAUAUUGUAACCCUGACAUCAUCACGUUUCUUGUAUUACUUUUACGGGAAAUAUCUAAUUAUUUUAAUUGGGGUUUUGUACUUCCAGGCUUAAAUAUGAAGGUCUUCAUUUGCUUCCUCAGUUCCUAUGGAAACAUAUGGUUUCUACAGCAACAGCAAUUGCUUUGUAUUACCUAACCCUGGGAAAAAUACAGUGUCUAUGGAGCAGAGCUAAAAUUUCCUUUUGAAUGAGGAUCAAGGAAGAAUCAUCACCACAAAACAAUCCUGGGGACUGGAAGACAUGGAGAGAACCAGUCCUGUGGGGGAUAAGAAGGAUGCAAUUAUUUUGCAACAUAAAACAGGAUGCAUAGAAUUUUCUCAAGAUUGUAAAGAAAAAGAAAUUAACUAUGCGGAAUCCCUAGAGCCACCAUCGAUGCAGGCACUUCAGUUUAUCAGAACAGAGCUCCAGAAGACACAGAAAUCUAUAAGCGAACUCCAGACUGAGCGAAGGUUACUGAGGAAGCAAUUAAGUCGCUGGAAUGGUGCUGUCCAAGUGCUCCAAGAAGCUCAAGAAGACAAUCAUUGCAAAAUAGAAGCCCAUAUACGUACUUUAGCAGUCAGCAAUGACUGUCUGAGAAAAGAACUGGAAGAGCUAAGACAGAAUGUUCAGGGUAUAAUUUAUUUCUCUAAGAUAAAGCAAAAAAUGGACCAAAGAACACAGAGGUUUCCUAAUUCCAUUAGGUUGGACGACUGCGGUUAUAAUAAGACUAGGGUAUCCAUCCAAAGGAGCAAGAAGAGCUGUCAGCUCAAUUUAGAAAGAGAAAAUGACCAUCUGAAGGCAAGAAACAAACAGACACUGACACAUAUGAGACACUUGUGUGAGUCCAUUAAGAUUUCUACUAGCUAUAAAGAAAAUUACACACUAGGAACUGAAAUGAGGCCUGAAAAAAGUAGCUUUGCUGUAAAAGAUACAAUAAACAACCAAUCUACACAUGGUCCUCAAGAGUCAUCUGUGAAGAAUGAAGAAGAUGAGCUCAAGGAGCUAGUAGAAAAACUGAAAGACGCAUUAUCUCUCCAAAUACAGCCAGGACAAGUGUCUGAAAUAAAACAGGAGUUUCUACAUACUGCUGGGCAGGUUUGCAGGUCCUACUCUGACCUUAUAGGCAAAGUUAUUGAACCAACUUUAAAAUGAUACUUGGAGGAGUUAGUACUGAAUUAACGUUAUCAAUAAGAAUGUAACUCUGGUUUUGCAAAAUGCCAUAAAAGCCAUUGUAAUUUGAAGCUUUUAAAAUAUAUAAAUGUUUCUCUUUUAUCUGUAGCCAUCUACAAUUUUUUGCUAGCAACAAAUGUAGACCAAAUUAUAUAAUUGUUUUUGAGCUCAAUGUAUAAUAUGAAAAUGAUUAAAUUAUUUUUCAGCAUUAUUAGUCUAGUAGUGUAUUUGAAGUGUCUUUAUAUUGACGUGCCAAUUGUCAUAAAAACAUGAAUUCAGGUUUACAAUGGCAUUCCGCUAUGGUAAACUAAUGAGUAGCAUUAUGUCCAGUAGCAUUAUGUUGACAUCAUGACUACAGUGGUGGGUCAUGAGUCUUAAUUUUCAGAAGAGGUGUGAUGGAGGAUCACAUGAAUGCGGAUUUAGGUAAGUUAAAAGAGGCUAAUGCCUUGUACACACAAGCGGAAUAUCCGAUAGAAAAAGUCAGACGGAUUUUUUUCA
Rana temporaria (common frog) is the source of this 1881-nucleotide messenger RNA. RefSeq lists its product as uncharacterized. The transcript has 7 exons. Bases 475 to 1365 code for a protein of 296 amino acids. The record is from RefSeq and is a predicted model, not a curated record. Lineage: Eukaryota; Metazoa; Chordata; Amphibia; Anura; Ranidae.